AUUCAAUAUGAUUGACCAUUAAAAGUUAAGUAGCCAGUUACUGUUUUUGUUUUAUUUUUCCGCUUUACGAUGUUUUAAUCAUUAUUAUUAGUUUACUGUUUAAGUAUUGUUUUAAGUACUUUUUUUGUGUACUAUUUAAGCGUUCUUUCAAGAGUGUUGUACAGCAAUAGUAUAUUUGUAUUACACUGACGUGGACUGUAUGUAUAGACUUUUUUUCCAUUUAUUAAAAUGGACGACAAUGAUUUGGAAGUACUUGAUUGUUCCGAAACACCUCGUGAAACACCGGAACCAUCUGAACGGACGUCAAAUAUUGCUGUAGACUUGGCUAUGAGUCCAGCCAGCGUGUUGGGCAGUCGUAGACCAUCGAUUGAUGGGAUGUCCAGCACGUGUACAUCACAGUCAGAAGUACGCUCAUUUAAAGAUCGUCUCAGAGAACAUGUUAAUCAAGUCAAGGAAAGAGCCUCCAACACGGUGGUAGUGGAACAAACUAAAACUAAAGUUCAACAAAAUAUCAAACAACCUGCUGAACGUCUAGCCCAAUUGAUGAGUUCAGAAAAUCAGGCAAUUGCUGCUGCAUUAGAGAAACAUGAAAAGGAUAAGAUCAGUAAAAAUGUGGUCAUAAACAAUAUGCAAGAGAUAGAUCAUGAAAUUGAAAGCUACAAUUUUUUCACUAAAGUAUGGGAUCUUCCUUCUAAAACUGAAGAAAUACAUGAAAAAUCAGCCGAAUCUAGCGAUGCAGAAGUUGGAUUUUCCAAUGAAGAAAAUAAAAAACUAGUCACAGAAGAUUAUUUAGGACUGACAGAUGGGGAGGAUGUCGAUGUCUUAGAUCAUUCGUUAGUACCAUUUUUGGAAACAUCAAUAAAAAUAAAAGAAGCAGCUGAGAAAAUUUAUUUUAUUCCAGAUGGAUCACAAGUGGAUCUUGCAAAACGGCUGAAUUCGAGACAACCAAGAUAUCUAGAGAGAGAAGGAAUUUAUGUUGGUACAUAUCCUCCAACCCAUGAAAAAUGUCUAAAUAAACUUCAACAAAGACUUCUUAAGGCUAAUGAAUUCCAUUGGUUUGGUGAAGAUGGUGAACCAAUUAGAUUAGCUGAUCCUUUGACUAGCCCAUCUAGCAAUUUUUUAGACUCAACUGAAAACAAUGGGUAUUUGGAUAUUAAGUACAUAAGCGCAAUGCCAUUUAAGAGCCCCUACAGUUUCAACGAUGACUCCCAAGAUUCUAAAGAAAUAAAAUUUCUUUUAGAAUUAGAAAUUUCAAAAAUUCAGUUUAGUCAUCAUGCUCUUUUUAGUCGACAACAUGUUUUAGACAAGCGAUUGUUACAACUGUAUGAUAAAUAUAAGUGUCGUCAAGAUAUUGCAAGAACAAAAAUGUUGGCUGGAAGGUUGGAGGCGUUACGCAAUGCUAAAGAUACUUUGGUUAAGGUUAUGGCAGAAGAAAACAAUAAAGAUUUGCUGGAAAAUCAUGAAAAUCGUUUACAUAGGUAUAAAACAGAAAUUAAAGAAACUCGAGCUCAGAGAUUGCUGGAAGGCAAAUCUGAUCGAUCUCUAGUAUCUAAUAUUUUGGAAACUUGGAGAGACUUAAAAAAAUUAAGAGAAAGGCAAGAAUAUGUUGUUACUAGCACUAAAUUGGAAAUAAUUGUUGAUGAUCACGAUAAUACUGAGGAAUGGGAAACAGAGUUCAACAGGUUAGUAGCAGAGACUCUUGAGGAAAUGGGGGAGAAAAAAAUUGAAACUAAUAUUCCUAAAGUCCGAGAUCAGGUGUUCAGUAUUCUCUCAGAUUCAUUGAGAUCACCAGGAGAACCGAUUAUUACAUUUAUUAUGUCUAAAAUUGAACCUACUUCUGAAGAUUCUAUUACUGCAAAAGACGAGCUUCAACGAAGAUUGACAUUGUCUAAAUAUUCAAUUUGGUUUGAUGUGAUAUUCAAUGGUCAUAUAGUAUGUGAAUCUACUUUGCUACCAAUCGAUGACAGUUUUUCUGUUGAUGUUAAUCAGAAAUUUGUUGUUGAAAUUCAUCAGUGGCCUAAUACAUUGUCAUUGAACAUACAUUGCGAAAACCUCAGUUCAAAAAAUAUGUUUACAAAAAAUCCUAUAGCAGAACUUUACAUACCAUUUCCCUUGAGCAAUACUACAUUAGAUGUUGUUGAUAUAGAAAACUUGGAGUUCAGUUGUUUUGGCAAUCAGAGCUUUCAAAAUGCUGGUGUUGGUAGUGGUGUGGAAUUUAAAGUAUUUCCAGAAGACAUGGAAACUCAAUGUUUGUAUACAUCUGGUGAAGUUUUGUGUAAGGCUGGUUGGGGCACAUUUAAUGAUAAAAUAUUAUGCCCUCCUGAAAAUUACUUUAAUAGAAUUUAUUCACAAAAUACCAAUAUUUUUUCAACUAAAACAGAGAAGAUUUUGAGUUUGAUGAAUGAUUUGCAUCCAGAUCCAAACGAUCCAAACAAUGUAUCAUUUUUUGAGGCUCUAAAAAAUGUCGAUGAAGAAAUGAUUUCUAAAAUGAAUUCAAAGUUUAGUGUUAACAUAUAUAAAAAAAUGUUGGAAUUUUGUUCAGAAGAAGAAUUAGAUUCUAAUCCUAGGCUAAAGUUAUUAAAACUACGUGAUCGCGGAGAAAUAGAAUUUAGAAUGGCCAAAGCUGUUCCAUUAAAAGAAUGGCUUAUACCAAAAGACAUAUUUAAUGAAUUUGAAAAUCGUGUGGCAACUUCUGAGCUAGCACUUGAAGUUGCUGGUCUUGGACCUUUGGAAACUAGUAGAAUCUGGGGGCGUUAUUCAGUUAUCAAACUUUAUGACAAGAUCCUAAAGCAAUGUAAGCUUGGUAAUAGGAAUAAAAUAACCAGAGACAUCAUUGUUGAAGACACUGUACCUGACAUUGGAACCUUAGGUUUGACAUUCAUGAAAAUGUUUCAGCCCAAACGACCAUUACGUCCUAAAAGAAAAGAAAGAAAGAAAAUACCUGCUAAAAGCUUAUCAGGACAAGAAAUCAAAGUUGUUAUCAAUGUUAUGAGAGCUUUUGAGGUACCCGUGAGAAAAAAUUCUGAUAUGAUGAUGGGAGAUAUAGCAAUGAUUCCAGUACAGCCAUUUAUUGAAAUAUCUUUUAAGAAUCAAACAAGUAGAACAACUACAGCUGAAGGCUCUAAUCCAACAUGGAACCAAGAUUUACAACUGAUUGUGAGAUCAAAUUCAGUUGAUUUAUGUCCUAACGAAGUUCAAUCUAUUGAUGACUGCAUUCAUAUAAAUAUGUAUGAUGAAAUAGUUAUUGAUAUACUAGAAGAUGGUAGAACCCGAGAAACAAACAUACAUCAACGUUUGGAGAGACAUUGGUUAGGAAGUUGUGUAAUACCUAUAUCAGCAUUAUUCAAUAGCUCUCAAAUUGAGGGAAUAUUUCAAAUGAACACACCUAGACACCUCUUGGGAUAUGAAAGACUUGUGUCAAAUUCUGAAAGCUCUCAUUAUAGGAACUCAACUUUUCUGAGCUUAUUUAUUAUGGUCCAGCCUCCACUGCAUCAUCCUGAACCUAUUAUGGAAAGAUUGGACUGCAGCGAAUCGUUUAAUUUUGAGCGAUAUUUAGAGUAUUGGUCUGCAGAAGGGGCUAAACAGUUUCCCCGAAGGCCCGUGAAAACAUUAGUGAUACACUGCAGCGGUAAAUCUGUUUGUGUAACUAGAUUCUUUAGGCCGUUGCCGCUCCCUGUGAUUUCCGAGGACGUAACAAACACCACUGCCGAAAUGGUCGCCCGAUUUGUAUCGCUCAUACCUGUGGUCAACAGCAACGUUUUGCUCAUCGGCCGUUUUGACGUCUGGUUGACCGGAGAUCAACUGUUGGGCUUGCUGUUCGGCGGCGGUUCCGGUAUCGAUCAUGGUCUGUUGCUGUGCUGUUACUUCGCCAAGCUAAAUAUCCGGUCUUGGCUGCUGCUGGGCACCGGCGUAUCCCGGGGCGAAGCCGCUUACGUGCUAACAUCGCGCCCGGCGCCUGACCAACCGACGGCCGGGCCUGUGUACGACAUCUGGGACCCGCUCACCGGUCAGAAGUACUCUACUUGCGAUAGCUUUUCACCCGUACAGGAAGCAUACUGUUUGAUUAAUGCUGAAAAUAUCUGGCUGAAUGUCCAGUACGAGAAAUCUGUGCCCAGGACCCGGUGGGACGUGACUCAGACACGGGACUGGAACCCAGCUUUCGGUCGAUAUCAGGCGGCGCCCACGGUAGCAGGUUCCGUGCAGCCAGACACUGUGGACUAUACGCCAGCGGCCAUAGCGGACGCCCGUCUCCUGCAGGACAAGCUGGAGACUACGUUGCGGAACGCGUUGAUGAAGUGGCGGGUCAAGUCUAAGACCGUGUGGAACAGGUAUUGUGUAUCAGUGCUGCGAAAAAUCCUGCCAAACCUGGAGCGGGAGACGUGGAAUGGCGGAUGUAAGGACAUUAACGCUGUGGACAACAGUUACCUGGCCGAGUUACAACACUUGCUCGUUUCUCACAAGAUGUGUGGUUUCCCCAUCAACAGACCGUAUAGUAACACCGAAGUUUUGGUUGACGCCAUACAGUCUACGGGCAUGCACUUAAACGAAAACCCACUGGUGGAGUUCGCGUUAGCCGUUUACGUGCACCCUUACCCGAAUCAAGUUUUGUCGGUUUGGAUUUACCUGGCGUCCUUGCAACCCAGGCGUUGAUCACAUAUGGCGAUGUAUAUAAUAUGAUUUGUGAAUAAUUAGUAUAAUUAUUAUAAUAUUAGAUAUAAGAAAAAUUAUAACGAAAUAAUUGUGUUGUUCGUUCAGUAGUCACAUUUUGAAAUAAAGGUUAAUAAUAAUAUACUAUAAGAUGCUCAUCAACUUCUAUCUGCCUUUGAGUUUCACUUCAAGGAUUUCCCUUUUUGCAUUUUGAAAUUUUAUUCUUGGUAAUUUAAAAUAUCAAAUAGAAUAUCGCGAAAGGCGAAAGGUUAUAGGUUAACCUAAAUAUGU
Rhopalosiphum maidis (corn leaf aphid) is the source of this 4938-nucleotide messenger RNA. RefSeq names its product coiled-coil and C2 domain-containing protein 2A (gene Cc2d2a). NCBI's taxonomy places the organism in Eukaryota, Metazoa, Arthropoda, Insecta, Hemiptera, Aphididae. The record is from RefSeq and is a predicted model, not a curated record. Gene Ontology annotation, cellular component: ciliary transition zone. The transcript has 25 exons. Bases 229 to 4650 code for a protein of 1473 amino acids. Gene Ontology annotation, biological process: non-motile cilium assembly; protein localization to ciliary transition zone.